AUGGAGCGUGCUGAUAGGUUAAAAUACCCAAAAUCUGGCUACAAAUUAAAGGCUAUCACAGGAUUCAGAGUAUACAAUUAUAAGCGUAACUAUACGCUAGGUGAUAGCGCCGCUGUUAUUCCGAAGGAGUUCCGCGAUAGUAUACAUAUUAUCAAUUUCCCCAAGACGAAUAAUAAAUGUGUCUUCCACUGUAUUGCUUACCACGGACUAGGAAUUGCAAAACAAAAUCCUAGAACGAUUCAAGUGCAUGUGAAAGCUGCUUUCAAGAAGUAUUGCGAGUUUAAAAACAUUGAAUACAGUCUCAGCCUGUUUCGUAGUUUUAAACCGAUUGAUAUCUUCCACUUUGACGAGCUUGAGGAGUGUUUCAAGCUUGCUAUCAAUGUAUACAGCAAGGAUGUAUCCAGCGGUGAAGUUAAAUGCGAGCGCGAAUCAGAGAAGGCGUACAACGUUCUAAACAUCCUAUCACACAGCAACCGCGCGUUGUACAUCAAUAAUAUGGAUAAGUUCAUGAGUAAAUAUUUAUGCUCAAAAUGUGAAAUGAUUUUUGCGACCUCUACGAAGCUGAACGACCAUCAAAAGAAUCAAUGUGAUAAAACAAAUAUUAUGUCAUUUGCUAAGCAACCAACGAUCUACCAGCCUGGCAAAAACUUUGCAUUUCAAAUGAUGCAGAAAUAUAAAGUUCACGACGCUACUCCUUAUAACGACCAUUUCAUCGUAUAUGACUUUGAAUCUAUCUUGAAGCCAACUAACAUUCAGUCAGGAGAGAAUACUGUCUUCAUGAAUGAGCAUAUUCCUGUCAGUGUUUCAAUUCUUAAUACGUUGACGAAUUCAUAUUUCUGUAUUGUAGAAGAAACCCUACCUCCAGAAUAG
Molecule: messenger RNA, 870 nt
Organism: Phytophthora sojae
Lineage: Eukaryota; Oomycota; Peronosporomycetes; Peronosporales; Peronosporaceae
Exons: 1
Coding region: 1-870 (289 amino acids)
Source: RefSeq, a predicted model, not a curated record